AUCUUGUGGAAAUAGUAAACAGGAUUAUAGAAUUAUGUCACCAGUUUCCUCAUGGAAUCACAGACCAUGUAAUCCAGAAUGAAAUGCCUCAUAUAGAAGCCCAGCAGCGGGCAGUGGCCAUUAAAAGGCUAUUGUCCAUGGGUCAGUUGGACCUCUUAAGAAGCAGUACAGGCUUUUUAUAUAGAGUAAAGGACUCUCAGAAUGCUGGUAAAAUGAAAGGAUCAGAUAACCAAGAAAAACUAGUGUAUCAAAUCCUAGAAGAUGCAGGAAAUAAAGGAAUAUGGAGCAGAGAUAUCCGAUACAAAAGUAACUUGCCAUUAACAGAAAUCAAUAAAAUUCUGAAGAACUUGGAAAGUAAAAAGCUCAUUAAAGCUGUUAAGUCUGUAGCAGCCUCCAAAAAGAAGGUGUAUAUGCUCUACAACAUGCAGCCAGACCGCUCUGUGACUGGAGGGGCUUGGUACAGUGACCAAGAUUUUGAAUCUGAGUUUGUGGAGGUGCUUAACCAACAGUGUUUUAAAUUCCUACAAACCAAGGCAGAAACAGCACAAGAAAGCAAACAGAAUCCAGUAAUACAAAGAAAUAGUUCAUUUGCUUCAUCACAUGAAGUGUGGAAAUAUAUCUGCGAACUAGGGAUCAGUAAUGUAGAGUUGUCCAUGGAGGAUAUUGAAACCAUUCUAAAUACACUCAUUUAUGAUGGGAAAGUGGAUAUGACUAUCAUCACUGCAAAAGAAGGCACAGUUGGCAGUGUAGAUGGACAUAUGAAGCUAUUCAUAGCAGUCAAUCCAAUCAUCCCACCCAUGGGUUUGGUCCGUCCACCCUGUGGUCUCUGCCCAGUGUUUGAUGACUGCCAUGAAGGUGGUGAGAUUUCACCAUCUAACUGUAUUUACAUGACAGAAUGGCUUGAAUAUUAAUAGACCUAUGAACUUUACUGACAUUUUGCAAAUGAAGUUACUUUGGAAGCAGAUACUUUAAUCAUGAUGGGACAUCAAAUCUUCUUGAAAGCAAACUUUAUAGUAAUGGACAUAGAUUUGCUGCUAUGAAAACUUUUUUUAUUUAUAAAGAUUAAAUUUAUAUUAAUAAAGUAGCCAACAGAAUAUGAAA
Molecule: messenger RNA, 1101 nt
Organism: Nycticebus coucang (slow loris)
Lineage: Eukaryota; Metazoa; Chordata; Mammalia; Primates; Lorisidae
Product: DNA-directed RNA polymerase III subunit RPC6-like
Exons: 1
Coding region: 84-911 (275 amino acids)
Biological process (GO): transcription by RNA polymerase III
Cellular component (GO): RNA polymerase III complex
Source: RefSeq, a predicted model, not a curated record